Messenger RNA from Rhizopus microsporus ATCC 52813, 2243 nucleotides. RefSeq lists its product as uncharacterized. The coding region runs from base 1 to 2211 and encodes 736 amino acids. Gene Ontology annotation, molecular function: protein kinase binding. Gene Ontology annotation, cellular component: plasma membrane; endoplasmic reticulum. Lineage: Eukaryota; Fungi; Mucoromycota; Mucoromycetes; Mucorales; Rhizopodaceae. The record is from RefSeq and is a predicted model, not a curated record. Gene Ontology annotation, biological process: regulation of cyclin-dependent protein serine/threonine kinase activity. The transcript has 5 exons.
AUGUCCUCUCUUCCCGUUAAGAUGAAUGCACCUCUAUUCAAAUCCUCCACCAUUGUGGAGCUUCAAGAAAAGCUGAAGAUCAACAAGGUAUUUCAUGAAAGCCUUUCUGAAGGUACCGUCAAGGAUGUUCAAGCUCUCAUCCAAUACUGGAAUAUAAAGCAUACCUUGAACGUUUCCAGCACUUCGUUUGAUAACAGCAAGAACUCGCGCUUUUUCAAAACUGGAAACAAAAUCGAGCCUCAGGAAUUCUCCGAUGUCGUAUCAAAUAAUAUUCAACCCAACAAAGAGCAGCUGGCUGCUUGUACGGGAAUUUAUGAACUUCCUUCGACAUGUCCAGAAGCUCUUUCCGUUAAGAGCUCAUCUGAUAUUCGCUCCCAUGAAAGCAGCAAGCAUCCUAGCAGCACAUUUAUAGAGUGCUCUGAUAUUGAACCGGCUUGCUCUGAUAAUGCAGAGCGUACUCACUCACCCUCCGAGGAACCUUCGCCUUCUACAGAAUCUGAAGCUACUAUCGAUCCCUUCCCCAAGAAAAAAGCAUUGAAAGCAAAAGUUCGAACCUUCUUUUCAAAAAUUAAGAAUGCAUUUGCCAAGAGAUCAAGCAAGGCGCCUCAAAGAUCCUUUUCCUGUGCUGACCCCAUCUUCGGCCCCAUUGACCUCAGCGACUCGGAAUAUUUAGAAUUCGUUUUUAAUGAUAUCAAACAACCUCUUACGCCCCACGUCAAGGCUAUGGUUCAAAGGAGAAAGUUCAAUACUUUCCAAGAACUUCGAUGCUUUGUUCGCGAGUGGAAGGAGGAGAAGCAGAAUGUCCGGGAAGCAUUUGAUAGGGUUGGCCUUCGCCAUUCCUGGGAGCCAAAAAUCACCGAUGAUGGAUCUUACUAUGCUCCUUCUGAGUUCGGCUGGUCUGUCUUUUGGCCCAAUGGUGGUCCUUACCCUCUUCCUUCGCCUUGUCGCUUGGCUCUGGAAGGAAGCAACCUGUACGAUUCGAGAGAAGCAAUUGACGAUAGGGCUGAUGAUGACAAUACCUCCUUCUUUGAUGAGUUCGAAGCUCGUCAACUUGCUGGAGAUUUCUCCUACAUGGACUAUUAUGUCGACCCGGCAAAGGCAGAUGAUGGCAGUGAAAGUGACAGUAGCUGUGGCAGUCCAUAUGGUGGCUUCGAUCAUUUGGACAGUGAAACCGUUAAGGGGUACUCUCCUGAAAAGCGCUCCUCUGUCGAUCAGUUGAUGCAAGACAUCUGGAAGCGUUCUGAAGAAUAUCAGGAGUACUUCAGCAGCAAGGAUAUUGAAGAUGAAGAUCUUGAUGACGAAUUUGGUGCUGGUGGUGGCUUUGGUGUUGUUAAUGGUGAUGGUGAUGGUGAUGAUUAUGGCAAUGAAUACUAUGGCAUGCAUUUAAGACUGGUUUCAGACAAACGCAAUGUCUCCUCCUCCAUUUGGAAUCCACCUACUUUCCAUGCAACCAUUGGCAACAACACUCGGGUCCCACAUAGCCAAACAGAAGUGGACAUAAGGCUUCAAGAUGCCGUUCCUUAUGUGAAGAUUGAUGGCAGCCACAGCCAGGAGCACAAGAUUCCGAGGAAGAAGGUGAAGCAACUGACGGUAGAUAUCGACGAUGGAGCGCUUUACAAGAGGUCGAUAUCCGCCUACUCGUCCUUCAAGGACUAUGACUUGAUGUGGCAAAAGACUUUUCACGAGGAGCAGCAAGACGUGGACAAGAGCCAAGUUACCCUGCAGAGCGUUGCAUUGGCUCUAUAUGAACUGAUCCAGAAGAACCAUUACGAGGGAAAUUUCGAAUGCGAUCUACUGUUUAUGUCGCCUGAAAUUUCUUAUGAAGAUGACAUGUGGGAAGCAGAGCCAUUGACAGAGUGGACAGAUCUCUUUAUGGAGAUGGCUAAUAUUUUUGAACGAGCUAGUUUGAGCUCUGAACACGCUAUCAUUUCGUUCAUAUACCUCAAGCGAAUGUUGUCGAUAUCUGGCCAAUUCCUCUUUGAUGGUAACUGGCAGCGACUGUUAAUGUUGUCCAUCUUGACCGCCGCAAAAGUCUGGGAAGACUGCUCGAUUUACAACUCGGAUUAUCCACAAAUGUUUCCAGACGUACCAACCAAGACAAUAAAUCAAAUGGAGGUACAUUACUUAGAGUAUCUUGACUGGAAUGUAAAUGUCAAGUGCUCUGAAUUUGCAGCAGCCUAUUUUUACCUUAGGCAAUUUCAAGACGUUUAGCUUUUUUUUUCUUAAUAAAAUUUUAAUUCAUA